AUGAAUAUGGAGCAUAAGCCUAGGUUCUCAGAUGUUGAAGGAUACGCAGCGAGCAACAAGGGCUAUGUAUUGUUCUACGAUAGAGACGAUAGUUCGUGCGUUGUUGCAUAUCACGUUCCCUAUGAGUACUGCUCUUCUCCUUAUCCUCCAUUGGACGAAGUUGUUGAUGAGCACGUCGAGUACAUGGAGUUGAUGGCCUCAAGAGAGGCGAGACAGAGGGAACAACUAGAAAAGAGGGCUCUGGAGGAGUACCACGACGUAUCGAGCAGUUAUUCGAUGGAGUUUUCCUACGUAUUGCAGGAUGAAACCAACGCAACAUCAGAGCGUUCUAAAGCUAGCGUUGAAGAGACGACGUACAACUCUACCCCACAGAAGGAUCAUUGCCUACCAAUGGCAUCUGUAUACACUUCUUCUGGCUCAGCAGAUGGACCUCAAGCUCAUUGCUGGUUUUCUCAGGGCAAUGCUGCUCCCCUGGGAGACGAAGCACUGUAUACGAAUGAACAGAAGAGCUUUCUAGCAGUUGAUAAAUGUGUCUUGGAAUACGUCUCCAAUGUGGAGCCAAAUGAGAAGAGCAAGCACCCAUUUGAGCUUGAUCCAGCAUACGAUAGUGAAAUUUACUCCUUGGAUUCUGAAUACAUCUUAGAGCUACAGAAACAGGAAGAUGCAUUUCAAAAAGUGAUAACAGGGUCUAACAAUGCAGAUGAUGGUGGCUCAAACGAAGAUAGCGAACGUGCCACAUUGAGGUUUCAAUCACAGAUGUUAUCACCACACGUACCAUCAUCUGAAGUUUCAGAUCUAAAGGACCAAUCUUUGAGGAUAAUUGAGCAAUUGCACGAAGAAUUGACAAAUGACAUUAUAAAGAUCCAACAACUACACGAGUUAAACAGUCAAAGGCUUCGUCUGCAAUUGGACAAUUCUAUUCAACAAACAAGAAAUCAGUACGAUGAGCUAUACGCAAGGGCUAGGAUAAACACCGAGUUUUAUAGGAAGCAACUCUGCAUUCUCUUUCAAUGA
Molecule: messenger RNA, 1014 nt
Organism: Williopsis jadinii
Lineage: Eukaryota; Fungi; Ascomycota; Saccharomycetes; Phaffomycetales; Wickerhamomycetaceae
Exons: 2
Coding region: 1-1014 (337 amino acids)
Source: RefSeq, a predicted model, not a curated record